AUGUUUUCACUGGAUUCGGGAGAAAUUUGUCAUGCAAAUACCGCUGAUUCUGUAUCACAUCAUAUCGAACAGUGCUGCUUAGUAUUUUUGAAGUCACUAAUGGAUAUCGGCAAAAAUCCAAAUGGACACAUUGUAUUAUCCAAUCCACGUGCGGCUGACGAUAAAGGAUAUAAGUUGAAGUUAACUCCAAAAAACUGCCGAUGGAUUGCUCAAAUGAUACGAACGAUUUCAAUGAUACAUCAGUUGCGAGUGUUAAAGGUUUAUAAGACGAAACGCGAUCUUUUUUACGAGCAAAAAAAUUUGUUUGGUGAGCAGCGUAAUUUGAAUAGCUCUAUUAAUAGAAUCUGUUAUUGGCUUGGGAUGGAUCCGACUUCUGGAUAUUUGCUAUCAUCUGGUCAUGGGCUCGUAAUUGGCCAGUUAAAAAUUUGUGGAAGCACUGGAAUAGUGGAUUGUUCACUCAAAGCUGCUAUCAUUGAUGACUUUUCUUGUGCAAGUCUUUUUACUACAGCGCAAUGCAUAUUAGUGGUCGAAAAGGACGCUACAUUUCAAAAACUCAUUGGCGAAGGAUUUCUGAGACUUUUCCCCAAUGUACUUCUUGUGACGGGUAGAGGUUAUCCAGAUAUUGCAACGCGAAUUAUGUUAAAGAAACUGAGCAACCUUCCAUUAUUUGGCUUGUUGGAUUGCGAUCCACAUGGUAUUGAAAUAGCGAUGACAUAUAAAUAUGGUAACUGUAGUAAAAAGUUUGAUGUGGAAAACCGAAAAUUAUCUCAUUUUGAAUGGAUCGGAUUGUCACGUUGCAAAUUACCGAAGUUUGUUAUUUCGGCUGUACAAUUUCUUCCUCUUCAAAAUCGUGAAUUAGCAAAAUUGGAAAAGCUCACUCAAAGAACCGCCACUUUGGGAAAUGAAGCACUUCUAGAAGAACUGGUAAGAAUGCGCCAAUGUGGUAACAAAUUAGAACUGGAAGCAGUAAGUGGCAUUGCACCUGGAUCUAUGUGUCAGUAUUUGCUUCGAACUAAACUGUGCAAAUAUGCUGUUGUUGGGGAAAAAUUAGCCUGA
Cercopithifilaria johnstoni is the source of this 1056-nucleotide messenger RNA. The record is from the annotation of a GenBank genome assembly. NCBI's taxonomy places the organism in Eukaryota, Metazoa, Nematoda, Chromadorea, Rhabditida, Onchocercidae.